CACUACACUAGACUGAAUAACCAACUAGUGCAUCACUAUUCAUCCAAUCAAUGGCGUCACCGUCAAUGACCCAGCCCGCAACGUACAGUUUGUAGUUUUCAACACAUUUGUAUCGAGAUACAAUUCAUUUUUUUAGUCUGAAAUUGUUACUUCAACAUACGAUCUAUUCUUGAAGGCUGCUAUGAUCACAGAAUUACAUCUGUGUGGGAGUAAGACCAAGUAAAGUUUUUACUACAGAUAUCAGUUGACUAGUUACCAAUCAUUAGCCGACAUGCAGACAAUUAAGUGUGUAGUAGUGGGAGAUGGUGCUGUUGGUAAAACAUGCCUACUUAUUAGCUACACAACCAACAAGUUCCCAUCUGAGUAUGUGCCCACUGUAUUCGAUAACUAUGCUGUCACUGUCAUGAUAGGAGGAGAGCCAUAUACAUUGGGUCUCUUUGAUACUGCAGGCCAGGAAGACUAUGAUAGGCUGCGACCAUUAAGUUAUCCACAGACAGAUGUUUUCCUUGUUUGCUUCAGUGUAGUAAGCCCCAGUUCGUUUGAAAACGUCAAGGAAAAAUGGGUACCAGAAAUCACUCAUCAUCAACAAAAGACGCCUUUUCUCCUUGUGGGCACUCAGAUAGACUUGCGAGAUGACGCAGCCACGAUGGAGAAGCUGGCUAAGAUAAAACAGAAGCCUGUCUCUUUGGAACAAGGUGAAAAACUAGCAAAGGAACUCAAGGCUGUCAAAUACGUUGAGUGUUCAGCGCUGACACAGAAAGGAUUGAAGAACGUGUUCGACGAGGCCAUAUUAGCAGCACUGGAGCCUCCAGAACCCGCCAGGAAAAAGAAAUGUGUGCUGUUGUAAGUUGUGUUGGGCUCGUCACAACUACGCCCCACCAGCGAGACGCAAGCGUCACGAGCGCACUGCGACUGUGUCCUCAUAACGCGUACAUUUUACUAUUUUACCGUAUAACAUUAUUCAUAACAAAAUGGUUUUUGAACAAGUAAUAAUUAACUUUUAUUUAUGAUGAUAUAAUGAUUAUUUAUUAAGUCUUUCCGGGAUAUAUUCAAAUAUAUUAGUGGAUUAAAUGAAUGAAAUUAAAUUAUAACAUUUAAUAAAAUUUGAAUACAAAAAAUAAAAUGUAUCAAAAAAAUACGUCUCUUUCUCAGGUUCACGAUAAGGUGUGUCCUGGGUUUUUUUAUGAAUGAAUGAUAUAAACAUUAUUUGCAAAGUAAAAGAUAAACUAUAUUGCAAUUACUUUGCUUGUAUGUUGUAUAAGCUACGCUCGCUCUAUACGACAGAGCUACAGUGUGUGCAAGACAAAAACCUGUCAUAGAACUUGGCCUUAGCAGAAAUACUUUAGCAAAUAAAAUGUCAUAUUAAUGUUUUAGCAUUUGUUUUAUCCAAGAGUCAUUGGGAUCUAUUAUAUUAACUUUACGUUAUAUAGCUUUUAUAAUAAAAAUAUUCUACAAGAGCUUGGUCUAUAAAUAUUGAAUAGUUUCAGAUCAUAGUGAUCUUUUAACUGAGAAGCGUAAGUAUUGCUUACGCCUACUGUACCUAAACACUAAAUACAACAAAACACGUGUCGUCGUCGUAAAUAUUUUAUACUAACGAUACGUGAUACCAUAAUAUAAGGCUAUAGUUAAUUAUUUUCCCUGGUUGAUGGGAAUGACGUCAUCCGUCGCUAAUAAAGUAAUUUACUAAUUUUUAAAACUUCAAUUGGUCCUCUUAUGUGGACUACAGUAUUUUUAUAUUUAUGUUGACCACCCUGUAGUUUGACUGAUAUAAAGAAAUUGUAUUCUUAACAAUAACUGUAUUUGUAGCAUUAACAUAAUGAUAUUGAUCACAUAAUAACGAAAUUUUCUAUGCUGGCUGUGUAAAGCCCAUGAAGCAAGUACAAAGACGUCAUAACUGGAUUUCCCUUUAACAUAAUGCAAUUAAUGCAUGACACAUUAAGGGGAAAGAACACAAGACAUCACAAACUCCUCUUUAUUUUCCAUGUAGCAUUCCCAUACUUGAAAAAGUUCCCAUACCCAUUGUUAAAUUUUUAUGUGCCACUUUCUGAGCGCAUAUAACCUACCUACACCCUUUUUAUAGCAAGCCAUUUUUGUGUCACAGUACUGUACACAGUCACAUAAUGGCAUCUCCUCUUUGUACUUGCUUCAUGGUGUGAAGACAGAAUCAAUGAAGCAACUUCAUGCACAAUAUUUUGCUAAGCACAGUGCGUCUAUGUAUUUUUAUAAGUAUUACUGGUUAACAUACUAAUGUCUAUUAUAUUUUAAUGAAUGUAAGACCCGUCACAUAUGGCUUUCAAAAUUUGUGUUUUAUAUUAUUUACAUGUGUUCUUUAAAAAGUAUGAGUAUGAGUAUCUUAAAAUUACGAUUGAUAUAAAACACUUAGAACUUCAAAAAACACCAAGCUACUAUGUAAAUUAUUAAAACUUCAUUAUUUUUAAAAAUAACAGGAAAGUUAUAACUGUUUGUGAUUUGAAACGAUUAAUAAAUUGAAAUGUGUGUGAUGCUAUACAGAGUAUAUAAAUAAUAUAAUUAUUUUAAAUUGAGUCAUGCAAUAUGAGUUUGGACUGAUAAUUACAUAAAUUCAUCAUUCCAUGAAAUAUUUUUUGCAUUUAUUCAACACGAAUUAAAUUUGAGAUAAACAAAAAAUAAGCUGGCAUGAAAAUUAUGACAUGUAGUAAUAUAGAAUGACUUUGCGCCUAAUAUAUUAUCUUACGACGUCAAGGAGUGCAUAUGACUUUUCUAAUCUGUUAAAAAGGUUACAUCGGUAAUAGUGAGCACAAUGAAUCGCGGUUGCCGGCAACUACAUGCUUCGCAAUCGCUCAUACUGAUUUGGCGAGAUGCGUUGGCACCGAAUAUGAACAACGUAAAUUGCAAGUUCUCUCAUGUAAUAUUUAGGUGAUUCUCGCGCUUGAUAAUAAUAAUAAUUUUAAUUUGCAAUGAUUGAAAAUUAUAUAAUGGGUGCAAUCUAAGAUUUUAUAAUAAUUAAUUAUUAACAUCAUUUGACUCUCGGGGCUAAUUAUAUCAACUACAAUUAUAUACAUGUACUCAACAUUUUAACUACAUUUUUAUGUAUAUAUAAGUUACUGUAUACUUUUUUACGCAUUGAAAAAGGUAACAAGUUUUCUGAUUUAAAUAUUUAUUUAAUGUUCUUUGUAAUAUGCAAGAACGACAAUUUUUGUAUGUUUAUGCAUUAUCAGUGCAGUUAUAUUAUGUUCUUUGUGUCAAGAAGUAGAUAUAGGUGUAUAUGAAAUAAAUAUAUAAUGAGAUUAA
This is a messenger RNA of Spodoptera frugiperda (fall armyworm), 3270 nucleotides long. It is a transcript of the gene Cdc42, whose product is annotated as cdc42 homolog. The transcript has 5 exons. Gene Ontology annotation, biological process: small GTPase-mediated signal transduction. The record is from RefSeq and is a predicted model, not a curated record. Gene Ontology annotation, molecular function: GTP binding; GTPase activity. Bases 272 to 847 code for a protein of 191 amino acids. Lineage: Eukaryota; Metazoa; Arthropoda; Insecta; Lepidoptera; Noctuidae.